Fopius arisanus is the source of this 1688-nucleotide messenger RNA. RefSeq lists its product as uncharacterized. The transcript is spliced from 7 exons. Bases 290 to 1420 code for a protein of 376 amino acids. NCBI's taxonomy places the organism in Eukaryota, Metazoa, Arthropoda, Insecta, Hymenoptera, Braconidae. The record is from RefSeq and is a predicted model, not a curated record.
CCCUCAAUUCGGUGAAAACCACCCAACAAUUUUCCCCGUUGCUUCAACCCCAGAAGCAAUCCGCGAAAUUUCGCGGCGCGUUCACCCCCACAAAUUACCCGGGAAAUUCCCAAAAAUUACGCGACAAAUUCGUCUUCUGCCGGGUGUGGAAGCUCCGGUGCCGAGGGUGAGAGCUGGUGAGGGCGUUGAUACCACUAUCAAAAAACCACGUCUCAACCCCCUCGACCAUCGCUCAAUUUCAACGAGUUCCGGUCUCAUCCGUCAAACUGCGAGCAGCGACUUCGUCAGCAUGACUUCCAAGGUUCUCGUCAAGCUCCCCACGGUGCCAUUCACUCAGGGAAAAAAGCCAGCGAGUGAAUUAGUCACAUUACCAGCAAGAAGUGAGGGACAAAUCAGGGCCCAGGGUAUGACUGAUCGUGCUGCACUGUUAGAGCAGAACAUGAAGUUUCUCCAGGAACAGCACCAGGCGACUCUAAUUGCGCUGCACCAAGAGGUGGAAAUACUACGACAACGAAAUAGAGAUUUACAGUUCCAAUUGGUUUUCACAAAAGGCACCGCCUGUGCAUCAAGUCCAUCAUCACCAGAGGACAAUUCAAAUGGGUUCGUGAAAUCGAAGGGAAGCCCAGUUAGUGUGAAUGUUACUCCUCUACAGAUUGAAUUACUUGAACGAGAUCUGGAGGAACUGAGGGUAUCAUUCAACGAGACGAAGAAGCACAAUCAGCAUCUCCAGGAGGUCAUAGACGAGCAAAAAAUAGAAUUGGAGAAAACUGAUCAACGAAAGGAGCAAACUGUCUCAGACGUGGGGAUUCAGGUGGGGGACACCCAGGAAGUCCACAAUGAUUUGGCAACUCGUCUUGUUGAUGCUGAGGCCUUGGUUAAACGUCUCAGGCGUGAAAAUGCCGAUCAGCAGAGGGAAAUCGCCUCGAUGAAGACGGCAUCUGCGAAAAGUGGAAACAGGAGUGGACAUGGACGAGGUCGUGCCAAUGAAAAUCCUCAUCAUAGUCGAGGGGCUUCUGGCGAUCCUGGACAGUCCAAUCGCCAUCCCUACAAGUUUCCACCUCUCGAGGGAGAGAGCUACUGGAGGAAUACGUCGAGAGGUCGUGGCAGUUACGAGCACCACCCAGCGCACUAUCAGCGUCGGAAUCGUCUGGAGGACGAAGGUACCGAUGGUGACAUGUCCUGCAUAGUCCUGCCAGAAUUGAGAAUCGGCAGCAUGAAAAAUGAGGCCCCAUGCUAUCCCCCAAUGUACCGUUCCCAACGUGGAUAUCACAACGGUGGUAAUUACUACCGAGACAGUGGUAAUCGUAAAUUCCGAGGACAGGGACGUCAGCGUCGAGAUCAGGACUACAAGGACAGAAAUCAAAAGGGCCAGCAGCAGGGCGAGUACAACGACGCACCUCACACGUCUAAAAAAAAUUAAUAAACUCGUAAUUAUACCGAUAAUGUCGCUUGCGUGAGCAGACUCUGUGUUUUAGUUGUUAAAUCAGGCUGAACAGAAAAAAAAAACAAAUAAUUCUCCAUAUUGAAAAUUUUCAAUUUAAAUAGAAUCUUUAAUAUGAAUACUGAGUGAUCCAGAUAACAUUUUCCUCGUAUGUAAUUUGUAGCACAGUGGCUAAUUAUGUAAUUCAGCCUUGGCAAUUAAUUAGUGAUGUCUGUAGCGGUAAUAAACACCACAAGGUCGAGAGUAA